Molecule: messenger RNA, 514 nt
Organism: Haplochromis burtoni (Burton's mouthbrooder)
Lineage: Eukaryota; Metazoa; Chordata; Actinopteri; Cichliformes; Cichlidae
Product: junctional adhesion molecule B-like
Source: RefSeq, a predicted model, not a curated record
GGAAGUGUUAGCUAACUAGGCUACGGAAAUGUCUUGCCGAACAUCUUUUUUGUUUUUCUCCACUUUGCUGUUUGUCGGUCUCUUCGUGUUUGUCUAAAAACAUCACAGCUGAGUCUGGACAGGACAUCACUUUGACAUGUCGAGCUCCAAACAAUAACAACAUUAUUGUUCUAGAGUGGAGCAGAGCUGACCUGGGAGAGAAAUAUGUGCUUGUGUUCCGGGAUGAGCGUUUCUAUCCAGAACAACAGCAUCCAUCUUUUACAAACCGAGUGGAUCUGCAGGACAGACAGAUGAAGGAUGGAGACGUGUCUUUGAUUCUGAAGAAUGUGACGAGUAAUGACGCUGGAACAUACGAGUGUCGUGUCGUCCAGAGAGGAGCAAAGCGCAGGAAGAGAGGUGUUUUAGAUGUUGAUCCCAUCAGCAUCAUCACACUAAGUGUUGUUGAUCCUCCAGGUGAGUGAGUAGAGUUGAGUGUGUGUGAUCAGAGGUGAAGCUGCUUCCUGCUUGUUGAUGU